AUGAGCUUGGACCAGAACCUCUUCACGCUCAAUGUUUCCCCUAAUGCUAAGGACCCGAAUAUCGUCGAUCUCGUAGAUGGGUCAGGAACCGUGCAUUAUCGUAAAGAGAAGUUAUCUGGGACCGCAUAUACCGUUAGACUUCACGACCCUACUGCUGAUACUGUUCUUGCUACGGCCACCGCUCCCAGCGCGGUCAGCAAACAUAAAACUCUCCAGCUUCACAAUCCCGACGCUGUGAUUGAGCUGAAGUACACCGGGACGCUCUCAUUUAAAUGGACGUUCAAAUGGGAAGAACACGAAUUUGAAUGGAAACGAGAGGAGUGCUACAUCCUUCGCAAACCGGAUCCUGCCGUUCUGGUUGCGGUCACCAAAGAGCCAACAGGGCGGCUGAAAACGACGACUGUACAAAUCUUGGACUACAACUUGAAUCGGUUUGACAUCGAUGAUCGCAAAGGGCUCGAGAUUGUCAUUCUCACCGCGCUGCUCACUUUCCAUGACAUGAACGAAGCAUUACAUGCUCCACGUUCUGAUGAUGCUCCAGGAAAUGGUAUAGGGACAUCUACUGCAGCUCUUUCCGGCCUGCUUGGUAUAGGCCUGGGGAACAGAAAGGCCUCUUCGUCCUCAACCAACCUAAAUGUUGCUCCAGAAGGCGAUAGCCCUACCCCCGUAUUGCCUCCCCGACCACCUCCACGUACAGGUUCAGAACGCAUAUCCGAACUGCACAUGAUGCGCACGCUCCAGGGAGAGGGGGAGGCGAAUGAGGUGGAAGUCGGAGAGGAAGGAAGUAUCGAAGAGUUUUCUCGAUUUGCAUAUGGAUUAUUGAAGGACGACGCCAUGCUGUUCAUCACUGUCCGCUCUGCGUCACCAGCAGAGGUACCUAAGGUCCUGCGCGUCGUCGAGGAGACGAAACGACUCCGACACAAAUCUGGGGAGGACGAGUUGCAUCAGUAUGUUAUGUAUGAUACCAUGGCGAGGAAGGGCCCGCGGCGUAUCAAACUGGAUGAUCCACGUCCACAAGCGUAUGCGCCUCCGCAGAGUUUGGUUAUUCACCUUAGUAAAAUCGACAUACCGGAGCUGAAGCCUCGCGCAGAGGUGAAAGAUCCUCCGUCGGAGCUUGGAUGGACUGUGAAAAAGAAUGUAGGCGCUAUUGAAAACGGAGGUGCGACUGCGGGUAGCAGUGUAGGUAAUCAAGAGAAGAAGGGAAAGGGAAAGGAUAAAGAUGCGAGGGAGAGGGAGAAAGCGCAAAAGCGGGCAGAAAAAGAAGGGAGAGUGGCAGAAAAGGAUCACAAGCACGGAUCACCCCCCGUGAUAAUAUCUCGCACGCACCCCGACCACAACAAGUUUGGCCAACCAGCUCUGUCAGGCUCGCCACCCCAACACCGCCCAAAUUUUAGGCAACCGUCCCCCUCGCCCAUGGCAGCCCAGAUGCAUAGACAGGACGGCCACUCUGCACCACUAACAUUCUCCGUUCCGAAUUCCGGGCCAUAUCACGCUUCACCAUAUCCUUCGCCUGGCCGCACCAGUGCGCCAGGGGCUCCAGGAUAUCCUGCAGGAUAUGUGCCUCCACAUUCAACCCCGCCUCGACCGCCCGUAAAUUCGCGGGGGCGGUGGUAA
Fibroporia radiculosa is the source of this 1614-nucleotide messenger RNA. RefSeq lists its product as uncharacterized. The record is from RefSeq and is a predicted model, not a curated record. Lineage: Eukaryota; Fungi; Basidiomycota; Agaricomycetes; Polyporales; Fibroporiaceae. The transcript has 7 exons. Bases 1 to 1614 code for a protein of 537 amino acids.